UUCCCGGCACAGUUGUGGACCAUGGGCACCGGCGGGAGGUGCGGUCCUCGGCCAGGGAAAGGCGGCAUCGAGGGGGCGGCUGCCACUCCUCCCGCGGCAUCGGCCUCCUGCCAGUACAGGUGCAUCGAGUGCAAUGAAGAAGCCAAGGAGCUGUACCGAGACUAUCACCACGGUGUGCUCAAGAUAACCAUUUGCAAAUCCUGCCAGAAACCUGUAGACAAAUAUAUCGAGUAUGAUCCUGUUAUCAUCUUAAUUAAUGCAAUUUUAUGCAAAGCCCAGGCCUACAGACAUAUUCUUUUCAAUACUAAAAUAAAUAUCCAUGGAAAACUGUGCAUCUUUUGUUUGCUCUGUGAGGCAUACCUGAGGUGGUGGCAGCUUCAGGACUCGAACCAGAACAUUGACCCUGAUGACUUGAUCAGAUACGCUAAGGAAUGGGAGUUCUACAGAAUGUUCGCAAUUGCUUCUUUAGAACAAACCGCCUUUUUUAUUGGCAUUUUUACCUUUUUGUGGGUUGAACAACCAAUGACAGCGGAGAAAAAGCCCAACUUCCUUUUACUGCUGAAAGCAUUAUUACUGUCUAGCUAUGGAAAACUCCUGCUGAUUCCAGCUGUCAUUUGGGAACAUGACUACACACCACUGUGCCUCAAACUCAUCAAAGUGUUUGUCCUUACAUCAAACUUUCAGGCCAUUAGAGUGACCCUGAACACAAGCCGGAAGCUGUCCUUGUUGGCCAUCCUGAGUGGAUUACUUCUGGAGAGUGCCAUGGUUUACCUCUUCCAGAGGAUGGAGUGGGAUGUUGGCAGUGACUGCGCCAUCUAUAAGUCUCAGGACCUGUGAAGAG
Elephantulus edwardii (Cape elephant shrew) is the source of this 841-nucleotide messenger RNA. It is a transcript of the gene ARV1, whose product is annotated as ARV1 homolog (S. cerevisiae). Bases 22 to 837 code for a protein of 271 amino acids. Gene Ontology annotation, biological process: regulation of plasma membrane sterol distribution; sterol metabolic process; intracellular sterol transport. The transcript is spliced from 5 exons. The record is from RefSeq and is a predicted model, not a curated record. NCBI's taxonomy places the organism in Eukaryota, Metazoa, Chordata, Mammalia, Macroscelidea, Macroscelididae. Gene Ontology annotation, cellular component: cortical endoplasmic reticulum; Golgi apparatus.